GUUUACCUGCACUGUGUUACACUGAGCUGGUUCUGGUGUUUUAACCUUUGUUAAAACAGCAUUAUCCUCAUUAAGCAAGGGCUUGUUGCAGGGCUGCGUCACUUUGAGCCUUGUGUACCUCAUAAACUGACAACUAUUAUUAUUAUUUCUUAUUUUAUCUGAUGAAUGAGUUCAACUGUUUUAAGUUGAGUCCUCAGUCAGUGCUGCUGGCGCCUCCUGGAGGCCACAGCGAGCUACUCUGAACCAUGAUGUCCUGUGUGUCCAGAGCUAACUGUGCCGAGUACUUCCCCAUCUUCAUCACGGUCCUGUGGAUGUCUGGAGUCUUCUUCAGCCAAGGUCUGUCCUCCCUCUGUGGCCUGCUCUACUUGUACGCACGCUUCCGCUACUUUCAUGGAUACUCGCAGUCGGCACAGGAACGGCUGGCUCCUUUGUAUUUCAGCGCUCAGGUUCUCUGGGUUCUGAUCGGGUUCUCGUGUCUCGGUGUUUUCCUCUCCUUCUGCCGAGUUUACCUGAACGUGGACCUGCUUCAGGUGUUUGGCUCUGCCCUUGACCCGUUCUGAAGAGGAGGAGAGAUGGAAGAACCCACGGUGCUGUGAGCUGGAAAGGUCAAAGGUCAUGGUUCAGGAUGUUUGUUUUCAGUGGUGGUGGUAAAAUCUGUUACUAUCCCUGAGGUUUUGGAUCUCUUUGUGUUCGGUAACCUAUAAAUGUACAUUUCUUCAGGAGUUUGGUUUGUUGAUUGAUUGAUUGAUUAAUUGAAUUUCAGAAAUAAAGUCACUCAUUGUGUAUUUGAGUACUGACUGUAAUGUUGUUUCUCCAGACAGUAAGA
Messenger RNA from Monopterus albus (swamp eel), 826 nucleotides. RefSeq names its product leukotriene C4 synthase (gene ltc4s). The transcript has 3 exons. Gene Ontology annotation, molecular function: glutathione transferase activity; leukotriene-C4 synthase activity; glutathione peroxidase activity. The coding region runs from base 246 to 560 and encodes 104 amino acids. Gene Ontology annotation, biological process: leukotriene biosynthetic process. The record is from RefSeq and is a predicted model, not a curated record. Gene Ontology annotation, cellular component: membrane; endoplasmic reticulum; nuclear envelope. Lineage: Eukaryota; Metazoa; Chordata; Actinopteri; Synbranchiformes; Synbranchidae.